UUGUGUAAUGUCCCACAUUCAAACGAUACAAGAAGAACUUCGAAAACUUGUACACAGAGACCCCAACGACGUUGAACUCUUUUUGGAUACUCUUCCCGAGAAGACGCGGAAUGAGUUGUUGAAUCAUGUGCGUAGUGGUAUAGAGAGUCACUUUCAAGAAGAUUCUGUGGCAGAAGAUCUCGUUUCUAUCUUGGAAACAGUAAGAGCUUUGCUACUAAAUCAAUCCUUACGAGAGCAAACGCUUCUAGCUUUGUUAGGACGGAUUCUGGUGGAAGGAUGCUCUCCAAAAGAAAGAAACGUACUAAUAACAGAGCUAGAACAAGGCUUCCUUUCAGUCUUGAGAGACUCGAAGCUAUCAGUUAGUGAAAAAUUCCAGGAGAUUCAAGGAAUAUGGUUGCGCAUGGAAGCUUUGCUACAGUCUUUCGAUUCUAGCACAAGAUGCAGAGUUGUGGACGUUUUUGUGUCCAUUAGUAAAAGUGCUGUUCAAAUUGAUAAAUCACGCGGUAAAAUGCUCUCCACGCGGAUAGCACGCUGUAUGAUCGACUAUAUAUUUGAUUUAGAAAGUUGCUCUUUGGUGUUGCGCAAAACGAUUCAAUUGAUAGAUAAUCUCGACGCAUCGCAAUGUCUUCCUUUUAUGAAAGGACUGUUUGAAGUCAUAAGAAACCGUUUGAAAGAGACGAAUGACAAACUCUUUCCUUGGAUAGAAGUUUUUCGAAUUUUUAUCUACUCUGCACCGUUGUCAGUAUUCAGAGAUAUAUUAUGUUUGUUAGAUAUUGAAAUUAGUAAUAUUCCCAGCAUUGGUAUGACUAUACAGCGAUAUUAUGAAACCUUUGCUGGUACAGAUGACUUUUUAACUGCUUUUCGCAUGCAGGAUCUAGCUUUGUUAGUAUUGAUUUUCAGUAUUCAUGAGGAUAUGAAGAAUAAUAUCACUAGCACGCUGGAGCGCUUGGCAGAUUGUCCUGAAAAAAUCCAAGCCUCUGCUGAAAGUUCAACAGAAGAUACCUUUUGUGCUUUAUUUACAGAGUUGAUAAACUUUCAGGACACAGAAUACUUACUAAUCUACGUUUUAGAAAUUUGUUACCACUGGAUGUCAGACGAGAAAUGCCGUAAAACCUCUACAAAACAGAAAGCAACUUCAAUCAUCGUCAGCAUGUUUCAGAAGCAAGCGUGCUCACGUGGAGAAAUUGUUCAUUACAUUUUCUUUGAAAUGGCUGAGCCAAGUCAUAGCAUACCCUAUCGUCUGCAUCUAUGUGAUAUAAUUGAACACUUGUUGCGUACCAACAUCAUCGAUCUUGCAUCUUUUGUUCCGAAGAUUCAGGAUGCACUGCAGUUCUUAGAAUCAUUGCCAAUUGUAGUUUGUAAGAGAUUUUUGAAAUCUCUUUGUCGCUUGGCAACUAUUUCUCAUUCUUUUACCAACUUUUUAAUGAAAUUUUUGCAACAAAAGGCGUUUGGGCGUUAUCUUGGUGGACAGUGCUUAGGAGCAAUCGGUUUUAUCGCUGUCCUUUCUGAGAAAAGCUUACAACGGGUUCAUUCGAAUGCAAUCAACAUUUUACAAAGCUUAGCUACCAGAAGCAGUUACGGCAUCCGUCUGGUGAUAUAUGAAGGAUGGAGACAGCUUGCAAUGUUUGAAAUGAAAUCUCAAGAUAGCUUAAUUUUACCUAUGAUGCAGGAAUUUCUUUUGCAUAGACUCGAAGAACUAUCCAUCGACUGGAAAAAUGGGGAAUUCUCUUUGAAAGAGUCCUUUGAAUUCACUAGUAGUAGUUGUGUUUCGUAUCCCAAGGAACCGAUUGCACACUUAUUGCGUUGUCUUUGGACUAUAGACUCGAAGCAUCCUAGUCUUGGGAAAUGCAUGGAAUGGUUUUGCAACUUAUUUAGAUUACUCAAUUGCAUAUUUUCCAAAUGUUCUCUGGGCAGUGAUGAAGAUAUCGCGUCUUCUGUAUGCCUUGUAAAAGCUUUACAUAAUGUUGGCGAUGUGCUGUUGCAGUUUUUCGAUGAUCAGUUUAACCGUGCUAGAGUAAUACCAUGUCUAACAGUCUUGUAUGAAUUACAAGAUUUUAUGCUCUCUCGUUCUUCUGGAACCUUAGAAAUAGAUCCCAUUGCUUUUGGUGUUUCCGCUUCAAAUGUUUUAGUUGAAAAGGAAGUCGUACGAGAUAUUUCCCUUCUUGAAGAAUGUCAUAGCUUUGAAAUCCUGUUCAAGUUCGUGUCUUCGAGUUUGGACUAUGUCAAUGCACUGUACAUAUUUUUGAGAAAGCUAAGUGGUUAUGCCUUAACAGAAAUUAAUCAAGAAAACGCCAGUUUCUUGGGAAACCUAGCUUUGCAGUUGGUUAGUUAUAGCAACCGACUCGAGUACAGCAAACUUUCUAGAAAUGACUUGAGUGAAAUAGAGUGGAAGACUCAGCAGACAGGUAUGGAGUGGUGGGAAAACUUUCUUCAGAAAUAUUCUUCAAUUUCUCCACGUCAAAUGUGUCUAUUUUACAUUUUGACAAUUCUAGACACAUUAUGUUGCAAAGGACAUUUUGUAUUCCAUCGAGACGUUUAUCCAGAAACUUUGGAUCAGCUUGAAGAAUCUUUUAUGGACGAUGAGUUGAAAACAGUUGCACAUGAGCACAAAGUGCUUAUAUCUCUUUGGAAUUUUUACGAAACAGAAUUUGCAAGAAAGACAGGCAUUCCAAUCACUCAUGCACAAUUGCAUCUUCAACUUAUACUCCACGGACUAAGCCAAGUUCAAACUAGCACCGAGCAAACAAACUAUUUUUCAGUUGCUCGAAAAGUGGUACGCCUCCUCGGUCAAUAUUCCAUGCAACAAACAUCGGUCCUUCGACUGUUGAUUCGCAUACUUAUAAAAUGCUGCAACAACUCGAAAUUUAUCUUCUCCUUACUUCAUCAUUUGGCGUAUACAUGUCGAGUCGCAGCUUUGCCUAAGUCAUCCGACAACUUUGCAAAAAGACGUAUUGACGAAGACACUACGAAAUAUCAGAAAAUUAUGACGAAUUCUGUAGCGAGUUCGGAUUACGACCAAAUGUCUCCUGGUCUAAGUGAAUUACUUCAAUCGAGUAAGAUUCCUCUACCGGAAAGUGAAUCAUGUCGAACAGUAGUUUUGAUUGUAGUCUUACAGCAUUUGGAAACUCGUUAUAACUCGGUACCUACAAAGAAACUUCCUAAUCAAGAAUCCUUGGACGAAUUGGUAAAUAUCUUGAUGGUCGUCCAUACUAUCUUAGUUGGUGAAGAAAAUUAUGAAAUGAGAGGUGAACAAUUGCCUCAUACUCUUCACUAUCCUCCAAGUUUUGUCAAUCGUUUGCUUCAACUUAUUUCCAGAAUUUCAAAGACUGCUUUUCAGUGGAUCAAUAGAAAUCGCAAGACGAUAUCCGGUUGGAAAAAGGAUGAAGUUUACAUCAAGAGCUUGGCAACAUUUGUAGAGAACGUGGCGACUCGUUUGCAAACUAUCAUCGGAUGGAUUUGGAAAGGAAGGAGCAAGUUUCACAUUAAAACAACACGUUCGACGACAUUACCUCGAAUUCAAUAUCACUUUGCCAAAUUACAUGUAGAGUGUAGUAAAAUUCUACACCUUCUGGAUAUGGAGAUGCGUCCACUAUUUCAAAAAGUGGUUCAAGAUUUUCAAGGAUUUCAUCAGACAACAGAAGCUGACACCGAGUCUUUGACUUUUGACCAAUCAUUCCAACAAAAUGAAAGCAAGCUAUCAAGAAAAGUUAAUCGACGGAAGUUUAGAAGUCGGAAUCGCUUUAUCGAUGCUUGUUUGGUGGAAGAAGAAUCCGAUGGUGACGACUAUGCAGAUCUCGAAGAUUUUUUGGUUGUAGAUAAAGAACUGGAAGGAAAUGGCAAACAGCCAGCUCAAGUCAUCGACUGGAUGAAACGAAUUUUUCCUCAGUAUCAUUAAAUAAAUUACCCUUUCAGGUGGAUGUCUCUUUACGACUGUGCGCUGACUCUAUCUUGAAUUUUCCAAUGUUGUAAAAGGCCAUCAUAAAAUGUGCAAGUUAUAG
Galdieria sulphuraria is the source of this 3998-nucleotide messenger RNA. RefSeq lists its product as uncharacterized. The record is from RefSeq and is a predicted model, not a curated record. NCBI's taxonomy places the organism in Eukaryota, Rhodophyta, Bangiophyceae, Galdieriales, Galdieriaceae. The transcript is spliced from 5 exons. Bases 8 to 3895 code for a protein of 1295 amino acids.